UCCACAGCCUCUGAGCUCCUUGCCUGCCUUUUUCCUUGCCGCUCGUUUUCCAGGAUAACUGCGACUCCAGGCCCGUGAUGGAUGCCCUGCGACUAGCAAAUUCAGCUUUUGCUGUUGACUUGUUCAAACAAUUGUGUGAAAAGGAGCCAGUGGGAAACGUCCUCUUCUCUCCAAUCUGUCUCUCCACCUCUCUGUCACUUGCUCAAGUAGGUGCCAAAGGUGACACAGCAAAUGAAAUUGGACAGGUCCUCCACUUUGAAAACAUCAAAGAUGUGCCCUUUGGGUUUCAAACAGUGACCUCUGAUGUUAAUAAGCUCAGUUCCUUUUACUCUUUGAAACUAAUCAAGCGACUUUACGUAGACAAAUCUCUGAAUCCUUCUACUGAAUUUAUCAGUUCUACAAAAAGACCAUAUGCAAAAGAAUUGGAAACUGUUGACUUCAAAGAUAAACUGGAAGAAACGAAAGGUCAGAUCAACAACUCCAUUAAGGAUCUCACAGAUGGCCACUUUGAGAACAUUUUAUCUGACAACAGUGUAAGUGACCAGACCAAAAUCCUUGUGGUUAAUGCUGCCUACUUUGUUGGAAAGUGGAUGAAGAAAUUUCCUGAAUCAGAAACAAAAGAAUGUCCUUUUAGAGUCAGCAAGACAGACACCAAGCCCGUGCAAAUGAUGAAUCUAGAGGCCACGUUCUGUUUGGGCAACAUUGAUGACAUCAACUGUAAGAUCAUAGAGCUUCCUUUUCAGAAUAAGCACCUUAGUAUGCUCAUCCUGCUGCCCAAGGAUGUGGAGGAUGAGUCUACGGGCCUGGAGAAGAUUGAAAAACAACUCAACCCAGAGACACUGUUGCAGUGGACCAACCCCAGCACCAUGGCCAAUGCCAAAGUCAAACUAUCCCUCCCUAAGUUUAAAGUGGAAAAGAUGAUUGAUCCCAAAGCUAGUCUUGAAAGUCUGGGGCUAAAAAAUCUCUUUAAUGAAAAUACAUCUGAUUUCUCUGGAAUGUCAGAGACCAAGGGAGUAGCCCUAUCAAAUGUGAUUCACAAGGUAUGUCUAGAAAUAACUGAAGAUGGCGGGGAGUCCAUUGAGGUGCCAGGAUCCCGCAUCUUACAGCACAAGGAUGAAUUCAAUGCUGACCACCCAUUUAUUUACAUCAUCAGACAUAAUAAAACUCGAAAUAUCAUUUUCUUUGGCAAGUUCUGUUCUCCUGAAGUGUCAGGGUCCCACUAAAUAUCACCCACUUUGUCUGCAACUACAGAUUUCUGUAAACUUUGAAACCAGAGCAUCCCUUGCUAUACAAUAAAUUGUUAAUGUUGCUGGAUCAGGAAACAGCUGGUACAUUAUAUGCAACCUUCAGACUAACAGACUCUUCUUUUCCAAUUCUUCAUUGUUCACUGGGAUAAAGAAUAUCUAGACAUUUUCACUUUCUGAAAGUUUAAGAAACUCUGGAACAUGAGGCCUACACAACCAUCUUUGUCCAGUGAGAAUUUCAGGCAUGUGCUCACAGUCUUGAAGGUCCAGAAGUGUUUACAUUAAACCCUGUGAGAAAGAAUUUUUUUGAGAUCUUAAUAGAGGAUUUUGGAAAAAUAACAUGUUAUAAAUAAAUACUGUAUGUCAUAGUGUCUAUACAUAAAUAGGGUCUAGAACAUCACCUUAUAAAUCAAUACCUUAAUAUUUCUGCAACAAAAUAUAGACAAUUUAUACAAAAUGGAAAAAUAAGGAUGAUAGUCCAUGAGUGAUAAAAUUUUGCUGAAAAAUGAGUACCCCAUUGGCUCAUGACAUUUUUGAACAUUUUUAGAUCAUGGAAUAUUGGCUAAAGGAUUCUGAACCUAGACUAGUUGAAUAAUAAGCCCCUCAGGAAGAACGCUCAGCUCUAAAACUUGGCUUUUAUUUUUUUAUAGAGUCCCUGAUCAUUUGGUUGGUGCUGGAUUAGUGGCAGGGAUUUCUGACUGGACCUCAAGGUUUUUGAUGUCUCUGAUGCCAGGAAUCUAAAAUCCAUAUGGAUUUUCAUGUUAGUAGGAUAGUUUUAUGGGUGUUGAAGGAGGUUUCCUCUUUGUCUAAUGUGAUAGUGGGAAAAGGGAAGGGACCCCAAACUCUUAAGAAAUAUAAGUAAAACUAUUUAAGUACCUAUAUGCCUUGACAUGUGUUUUUUUCAGUUUAUGAAUCUUGUUAUUUCAGAUAGUAGUUUGUAAUUUACACAAUAGUAACUUGCAAAGUGGUUCUGGUAAGUUAUCUAUGUUGCAGGUAAUGUUUUAAUUCACUGCCAAAAGAAGUAUUUGCUACAGAUUUUGAGAUUCCCUCCCUUAUCUAUUCCUUGCCAUUCGUUGUAAAUAUGUUCUUGCUCUGAAGAAUUGAAUUUCUUCUGUGC
This is a messenger RNA of Nannospalax galili (Upper Galilee mountains blind mole rat), 2361 nucleotides long. It is a transcript of the gene Serpinb5, whose product is annotated as serpin family B member 5. Gene Ontology annotation, biological process: negative regulation of endopeptidase activity. Bases 78 to 1223 code for a protein of 381 amino acids. Gene Ontology annotation, molecular function: serine-type endopeptidase inhibitor activity. The transcript has 7 exons. Lineage: Eukaryota; Metazoa; Chordata; Mammalia; Rodentia; Spalacidae. The record is from RefSeq and is a predicted model, not a curated record.